Strongylocentrotus purpuratus (purple sea urchin) is the source of this 2441-nucleotide messenger RNA. RefSeq names its product unconventional prefoldin RPB5 interactor 1 (gene uri1). Gene Ontology annotation, molecular function: chromatin binding; transcription corepressor activity; phosphatase inhibitor activity. Bases 117 to 1364 code for a protein of 415 amino acids. The transcript has 8 exons. NCBI's taxonomy places the organism in Eukaryota, Metazoa, Echinodermata, Echinoidea, Camarodonta, Strongylocentrotidae. Gene Ontology annotation, biological process: negative regulation of phosphatase activity; negative regulation of transcription by RNA polymerase II. The record is from RefSeq and is a predicted model, not a curated record.
UCAUCGACUUGAACGACGGCUACGUUCCAUGGGGGCAAAAUUGAAGAAACGAAAACCAAGUUUGGUGGCGUAUAUAUAAUAUGAGAGGUCUACAGUAACCCAUCAAGUUUCGUACAAUGGCUGGGGGAAAUGAUCUUUCUCAUAUUGGUCGUCUCAAGAAAGAAGAGGAGAAGGCCUUGUUUGAGACUAAGGACAAAUUACAGCAAUGGCAAAAGUUUGAUGAAGACUAUUCUGCUCUUAAGUCAAGACUGACAACAUUACCAGAUAAAGUUUCACAUGAAGUUAUGGUUCCAUUUGGCAAGUUUGCUUUCAUGCCAGGUCAGUUGAUCCAUACCAAUGAGAUCCUGGUUCUUCUCGGUGAUAACUGGUUUGCAGAGCGUUCAGCCAAGCAAGCCUGUGAGAUCAUCAACAGGAGGCAAGCAUAUGUACAGAAGAUGAUUGGCGAUCUGAAGAAGCAGCAGUAUCUGUUGGAGUCUAGACUUGGUUUCGUGUCUGACAUGAAACACACAGUAGAAGGCAGGGGAGAUAUGGUAGAGAUUAGAGAAGAAUAUGAUGAGAAAAAGGAAAAGAAAUGGAAAGCGGAGAGGAGAGCUAAGAAGAAAGCUUCAACCUCCUCGAAGACACCCGCAGCCAAGCCAUCUCCUUCUGACAAAGCUCUUAGUGGUAACCAUGACGAUGGGACAGAGAAGAAUGAACCCACUGCUGAAGAUCUGUUAUGGGCGAGAUUAGAUGAGCUGGAGAGACAAGAAGAAGAGCUUGAUGAGGCGGCAAUGACUGAUGAAGAUGAGGAGGAAGAAGAUGAGGAAGAUGAGGAAGAAGAAGAAGAAGAAGGAGGAGGCAUCCAUCAAUCAACCAUACCUCAUGAUGCACACAAACAUGUCCACUGGGUAGACCAGGACCAAAGUCUAGCCCUAGAUCUUGAUCAAGAGGAUGAUGAUGAUGAAGAGGAAGAUGAGAUGGAGGAGCAGAAGUCGAUGUCUGUCAUUCGUUUUUCACACACAAAAGUAUCCAAGGAGGAACACCCCUCUGAAGAACAAGCCAAAGACGCAUCUCCAAGGUCCCCAGCAGACAUUUAUGAACUGUAUCAGACCAGGAGCAGGGAUGCAGACACAAGCAAUGCAGGAGUGGAGGGACAGCCCAAGUCUAUAUUGAAGCAUUCAGAUGUCCAUCAACCAGUCUACAGCCCAGUCAUAAGACAAGCAGAGGAAAAGAGACAACCUUUACCAGCUCCAGUUUCUGCUUUCACAGGGAGCAUUGUUGAGCAUAGCAACUCUCCUCAACCACUCAUCCCACAACCAACAGAUCAAGGUCAGGGGUCAAAGAGAGUGUCAAAGUUCAAAGCAGCAAGACAGGGCAGGAGGUGACAAAGGUUUCUUGGGAUGGAUUACAGAGUGUGCGUCACAGGGUGAUAAAACAGAGCUUUCGCACCAGGAUGUGGACAAAAUUUAGAGAGUCAAAGUUCAUAUGUCAGAGUUCAAAGCAUCAGAACAGUACAGGAGGUGGUGGGUACUCUGAUUAUCUGCCUUUCAAGAUGAACAAUCAAUUGUGCCAAAAGAGUGAUGAAACAGAGCCUGUUUACCAGUAUUUCAACAAAAAGGAUGAAGGGAAACUCAUUAGUUUUACAGGAAUACUGUUCAGCAUAAUGGAUGAUAAACAUUGAUAAAGAUCAACAGUAUCACUUCUAUUCAUAUUUGAUCGGAUUCCACCUCCAUUCGUACUGUAGUCAACUCCCGACUGGGUAAAGUCAUCAUUUAUAUUCAAGUCUCAGAUUUAAAUUUAGAUUUAAUUAGUACAGUAUUGGACAGAAUACUUUGACAUGCCCUAAACAAACCCCACUUGAUCAUGCAAACAUAUUUAUAUGUUACAAACAGAUUUUAAAGCUUUGUCAUAAUGUAAUAUGUGAUUAAAUGGUAUCUUAGAGCAUGCAAAGUGAAUCUUUAUGCAUUUUCUGUGAUACAAUGCAAAGAGAAUGUCUUGAGCAAGGAUGUUCUAGCAAUAUGAAACACACUUUGUUGUAAAAGCAUUAGAAUAAUAAAUUCACUUGAUUGGACAUAAAUUAUGACUGAUAAUGAUAGGGAUUCAUGCUUUUGGGCAGUCUUUUAUCAAUUUAUUUCAUCCAGAAAUCAAAGAGUUCAUGUCACGACCAUCGACUACUGUUAAUGAUACCAGAAAGAACCAUUAGACCGUUGUUCAUGUAAAGAGAGGUUCAAUUUAGAUGAAUUAAAUGGAUUAAAAAUGUCCUUUUGCAGAGUACAGGGAAUUCAUGCGACUAUGGAAUAGAGAAAUCUGUGGGAACCCUGCACAAUUUAAGAGGACCAAAGGAAGAUAUUAUUGACAGAGUAAUCGUGAUGAAUACCAAUUAUACAUUUAUUUUUGUCAUGCUGCUUAUCUUCUGUUCAAUAUUAUUUGUAUUAAAUGAUACCAACAUUAUCAAAUUUAAA